GAAAUGGGCAGGCAGAAGCGUACGUCUACAUAUUCAAAAUAUCUUCAAUUUGCAUUAUUGUUCUAAGAUUAAAACAUUCUAUUUAAAUUGAUGUUUCAUGUGUGGUUCUUUGAAUCUAUUAUUUUUCUACGAUCCACUUAACGGAUAAUUUUGAAGAGGCUGCACUUAGAACAUCCAUUCGUCAUUUUAACACUCAAUACUAAAGUAUAAAUUGAAUUAGGCACAGCAAAAAUCUUUUUACAUGGCUUAGUUACCCGUUGUUAAGAAACCUUCUAUCAUAAUUCAUUCACUAGAGAUUCACUUAAAAAGAUGUUCUCCAACGUACCAUGUAACGACAUAUACUCUAACGUAACAACAAAACUAGUCAAAUUAAAAGGGAAGGCUAGUCCGAUCGUCCGAGAAUUGUAUCUUCGUGAUGAUAUAUCCUGCCAUAGUUCUUUAUGUAAAGCAUGUGACAACACAGACUCAAAACCAAGUGGACUACAAAAAGAUGUGACUCAUUAUGCCCUGCCUUGCAUAGACAUUAUUUUGAACUAUUUGGAAAUUUUAGAAUUACCGGAAUUGCAGGGAUUUAUUAUUUUACAAAGUAUUGCUGCUAAAGUAAUGCAAAGUAUGGGCCAACGAUUUAGUAAACGCCUCCUCAAUAUUACUAAAGAUAUUCGACAUGGAAGUACUGUUUUUCUGAAUGAAAUUUCUAUCCAUACUCAUGUUCCUAGAUCUUUUUCUGAGUCUUAUGAUGAAUGGUUAAUUAAAUGCUGUGUCAGAGUAGCUGAAUUUUAUUCUGAUCAUUUGGAACGGUCUAUACCUAUAAUCUUAAUUACACAUAAUAUUGAAGCUUAUAAAUCAUUGGUUCAAAAUCCGAAUGUGAAAGUAUAUACCCUUGGAGAAUAUUUAAACAGUCUGCACAAGAAUCUAGAAUCAGCUUUACAACUAUAUGAGUCAUUAAAUUUAGCAAUUUCUGCUGGAACUGUUAAAGAUUUAUCACGAUCUUAUGACAAUUAUUUGCCAUCAAGUGUUCUUGAAGCUGGUAUCAAAGCUGGUCGCUAUUUUAAAGGCUAUUUGAGAGUUAACAAGCAUAAUGCAUCUGAAGAAGCUUUUGUAGCAUCAUCUAAAGCAUUCAAGAAGGAUUCGGGAGACAUAUUUAUACAUGGAAUGAUAGAUCGAAACAGGGCAAUACAUGGUGAUGAAGUUGUUGUUGAAAUCCUUCCUGAGAGUCAAUGGAAGUCUAGAAGCUUUAAAUUAAAAGAUAAUUCUGAAUCUAAAGAUGCUUCGUUGGAAAGCAAUGAUUCAACAGUAUUAACAACUCUAACUACAGGUAAAAUAGUGGGAAUUCUAGAGAGACGAUGGAGAAAUUAUGUCGCAACUCUUCCAGAAGAGGAUGACUCUAGUUCAGCUUCUAAAAAUAAAGAGAGGAUCCUAGUAAUACCGUAUGAUUAUCGUAUUCCGAAAAUUAGAAUCGUUACUAAACAAGCUGAAGGCAUUCGAAACCAAAGAAUACUUGUUCGAAUUGAUAGCUGGGAGAAAGAGAGUCAAUAUCCUAAUGGGCAUCUUGUUCAAGUCUUGGGUGAAAUUGGAGACAUAGAAACAGAAGUUCAAUCCUUAUUAAUUGAACAUGAGCUUUUGGUUAAGGAAUUUCCACAGAACCUGGUAGCUGAAUUGCCUAUAUGUACUGAUGAACAACCCUGGUUGGUAGAAGAUACUGAAAUAGCUAAACGAAAAGAUUUGCGAUUUUCUCAUUUAAUAUUUAGUAUUGAUCCCAAAGGCUGUGAAGAUGUUGAUGAUACCUUAUCAGUUAGAGAGCUUCCAAAUGGUUUCCUUGAACUAGGUGUACACAUUGCUGACGUCACUCACUUUGUGAAACCUCUUUCUCUAGUUGAUCUGGAAGCAAGAAGCAGAUCAACUUCAGUUUAUUUACCGGACCGCCGUUACGAUAUGUUGCCUCAUGUUCUGAGUGGAAAUUUGUGUUCCUUGUUAGGCAGUGUUGAUAGAUAUGCUGUAAGUGUGCUAUGGGAAUUGGACAAAAACUAUCAAGUACAAAAUGCUUGGUAUGGUAGAACAAUUAUUAGGUCAAGCUACAAACUUUGUUAUGAAGCAGCUCAAGAUAUUCUUUUUGGAGCAACUGCUGAGAAAAUGAUUGCAGAUAUCCCAGAGCUUCAAGGACUUAGUGACAGUAAAUUAUCAUUGAAAUUUCAAGACCUGAAGAAUGCUCUGUCAAAACUUUAUUCUAUUGCUAAUUCAAUAAGGAGGGAAAGACUUCAAAAAGGAGGGUUAGAAUUGAACAGCAUCAACAUGAAGUUUGAAAUUGAUCGGAAUCUUCCUUCUGCAGUAGCAGAUGUCAAAUCAGCCAAGGAACUUGCUGUUCACAAGACUGUUGCCGAAUGCAUGAUUUUUGCAAAUCAUUGGGUCGCAAAGAAAAUUAGUGAAGUUUUUCCACAUCAAGCAGUGCUUCGACACCAUCCUAAUCCUAGAGAAGCUGAUUUAGCUGAGUUACAAAAAUUGGCAUCAAAUAAAGGUUUUAUCUUAAAUGUCCACUCUAACAAGGAACUUGCUCUAUCGCUAGAACAGGCUGUUGACAGCAAAGAUCCUGCAGUCAAUCAGAUACUUCGAAUUUUAGCGACACAUACCAUGAAUCAGGCUACUUAUUGCUGUGCAGGUAGUUUUAGUGAAGCAGACUUCUAUCAUUAUGGAUUGGGAUUAGAUAAAUAUACUCAUUUUACAUCUCCUAUCCGAAGAUAUGCUGACGUAUUGGUUCAUAGAUUGCUUCUUGCUGCUGUUGAAGCUUCAAAUGAAAAUACAAAGUUUGAGGCAACAGAAAUGGAGGAACUUUGUAAUCACAUGAAUAUCAAACAUAAAGCAGCUCAAGACAUAGAAAAAGAUGCUCAGCAACUUUUCUUAGCCCUCUUCUUUGAUGAUUUAACUUCUAAAGGAAACGAUUCUCCAAUUCUUGUGGAUGCUGUUAUCUACUCACUUCGUACAAAUGGUGUACUUGUAUUUAUCCCGAAAUAUGGUGUCAAAGGAGCCCUUCAGCUUUGUAACAAAGAGAAGAAGGUCGCCAUUGUGACAGAAAAAGUAGAUUGGGUGGAUGGCAAAAUUUCACAGAAUGAUUCAUCUUUAAUUGUUGAAGCUUUAGGUUUACAUCAACAAUAUCAUAUAUUUGAUCAUUUAACUGUGAGCAUCAAAGUCCAAAGGUCUAGAUCGCAUCAGCAUAAAAUACUGUUUGAUUUAAUUAAAAAAGAACCUUAUCUUUCUGACUGGGAAACAACAAUAUUAGAAGAGCCUUCACUUCCAAUACAUACAGCUCUUGAAGUUGAAAAGAAAAAUGAAGAUUGUAAUUCAGAAUUAAAAGAAGAAAUCAGUAUGUACAAAUUUUUAGAACAUAUUAGAGCUUUAACAUUACUCUCAAAAGAUUAAGUUAUAUAUCUAUGUGUAAAUAAUGUACAUAUUUUGUAAUACAUAGAAUAAAAAGUUAAUAGUUUU
Messenger RNA from Parasteatoda tepidariorum (common house spider), 3477 nucleotides. Its product is annotated as DIS3-like exonuclease 1. Gene Ontology annotation, biological process: rRNA catabolic process; mRNA catabolic process. The record is from RefSeq and is a predicted model, not a curated record. Gene Ontology annotation, molecular function: 3'-5'-RNA exonuclease activity; RNA binding. Gene Ontology annotation, cellular component: cytoplasmic exosome (RNase complex). NCBI's taxonomy places the organism in Eukaryota, Metazoa, Arthropoda, Arachnida, Araneae, Theridiidae.